AUGUCGAAGAAAACGAAACAUCAUCAUCGUCACAGCUCUCAACAAAGCCAUUUGGCUACGAACUCUCAAUUACCACAACAAAAUACCCUCCCGCAUGAAGAGUUCUAUUCAGAUUGUUACUCGACAUUUUCACAAGUUACCACCUCCACAAUGAAUGAUAUAGAUCAUUUACCAUACACUCUAAAUAUACGGACUCUCACAAUAAUCGUUGGUGUCACUAUCGGGGGGCUUCUCUUUGGUUAUGAUACCGGAGUUAUAUCCGGAGUUUUAUUAUAUCUUAGACCAUCAGACUUACACCGUUUGAGUAUUACAGACCUACAGAAGGAAUUUAUUACUGCCAGUACAGGUAUAGGUUCCUUUAGUGGGUCAAUCGUUGCCUUCAAGAUUGCUGACCGAUAUGGUCGUAGAAUCACAUUAGCCAUAUGUUGCGCAAUUUUUAUAUUGGCAUCAGUGUUGAUGUCUAUGGCUCGUACUUUGAAUAUAUUGAUACUAGGAAGAUUUAUCGUUGGGAUAGCUAUUGGUGUAGCUGCUCAAUGUAUCCCGAUAUAUUUAAGUGAAAUAUCACCGGCAAGUAUACGUGGGUUCAUGUUAACUUUAAAUUCAAUUGCUAUCACUGGAGGUCAAUUAUUAUCAUAUAUUAUUGCAUACUCGUUAAGAAACUCUUCUCAUUCGUGGCGAUAUUUAUUUGGUAUUGCCGCAUUGCCAGCUUUAUUAUUCAUAUUAAUACUCGAUUUCAUUCCAGAAUCACCAAGGUGGUUGGCUCAUACGCAUCAGUAUGCCGAGGCACAAAAUUCAUUACGAAUGUUAUAUCCCAAUGCUAAUUCACUUCAAAUAAACUUACAACUGAGGAAAUUAUUGAUGGCGCUUAAUAAAUUAGAGAGAUAUGGACAUAAUCGUCCAGAAGUAGACUCAAUGACACCUUUAUUUGAGAGGUCUAAUAGUCAAACGUGGCCAUCUUCUAUUUUAGCCCAAAAUUUUGCACGUACAAGGACAGAUGCAAGAAUUAGUAAUGACGAACAUUCAACAAGACCGCAAUUGCAACUCUCCAAUCAAAAUAAUAAGCGGAAGAAAAUGGAACCAAAGACUAAGAGAGCUUUGGUUAUAGGAUGUGUUCUUAUGUUUUUCCAACAGAUGUCAGGUUUUAACGCAUUCAUGUAUUAUUCACCAAUAAUAUUCUCAAAACUGGAGACAGAGAAUCCUCUAAUCCCAGCAAUGAUAAUUGCUGCUACCAAUUUUGUAUUUACGUUUGUUGCCUUGUUUCUUGUGGAUUCAUUAGGUAGAAGGGCAAUAUUAUUGUAUACCAUUUGGGUAAUGAUCUUAGGAUUAUUACUAGCAAGCAUAGGAUUUGAUCAUAACAACAUUAACUUAUUACUAGUAUCCUUAAUCAUAUAUGUUGCAGGUUAUGCGUCUGCAUUGGGAACUGUCCCUUGGAGUUCUGUAGAGUUUUUGCCUUUAAAUCAAAGGGCUUUCGGUGCUUCAUGUAUAUCUUGUACGAACUGGUUUACAAAUACAUUAGUAUCGUUAACCUAUUUAAGUGUCAUGAACUCCGUUGGUAAUGAGAAUACGAUGUUAGGGUUUGCAUUUUUUAUGUUAUUAGCAUGGGGAUUUGUUUUUGUAUGCUAUCCUGAAGUAAAAGGGUUAUCAUUAGAAGAAAUAGGGGAGGUAUUUGCAGAUGGUAUUGAUGUUCAUUAUAUAUACAGGAACUACUAUUGA
Messenger RNA from Maudiozyma barnettii, 1713 nucleotides. RefSeq names its product Cin10p (gene CIN10). Gene Ontology annotation, biological process: transmembrane transport. Lineage: Eukaryota; Fungi; Ascomycota; Saccharomycetes; Saccharomycetales; Saccharomycetaceae. The record is from RefSeq and is a predicted model, not a curated record. Gene Ontology annotation, molecular function: myo-inositol:proton symporter activity. The transcript has a single exon. The coding region runs from base 1 to 1713 and encodes 570 amino acids. Gene Ontology annotation, cellular component: membrane.